Torulaspora delbrueckii is the source of this 381-nucleotide messenger RNA. RefSeq names its product RNA binding protein SNU13 (gene SNU13). Gene Ontology annotation, molecular function: RNA binding. The coding region runs from base 1 to 381 and encodes 126 amino acids. NCBI's taxonomy places the organism in Eukaryota, Fungi, Ascomycota, Saccharomycetes, Saccharomycetales, Saccharomycetaceae. The transcript has a single exon. Gene Ontology annotation, biological process: ribosome biogenesis; maturation of SSU-rRNA; mRNA splicing, via spliceosome. Gene Ontology annotation, cellular component: small-subunit processome; box C/D methylation guide snoRNP complex; precatalytic spliceosome. The record is from RefSeq and is a predicted model, not a curated record.
AUGUCUGCCCCAAACCCUAAAGCUUUUCCAUUGGCCGAUGAGGCUCUGACCCAACAGAUCUUGGAUGUUGUCCAACAAGCUUCCAGCUUGAGACAAUUGAAGAAAGGUGCUAACGAAGCUACCAAGACUUUAAACCGUGGUAUCUCUGAGUUCAUCAUCAUGGCUGCUGACUGUGAACCUAUUGAAAUUUUGUUGCAUUUGCCAUUGCUAUGUGAGGACAAGAACGUUCCAUAUGUGUUUGUUCCUUCUAGAGUGGCUCUAGGUAGAGCUUGUGGUGUCUCUAGACCAGUCAUUUCUGCUUCCAUUACUACCAAUGAUGCUUCUUCCAUCAAGAACCAAAUCUACGCCGUCAAGGACAAGAUUGAAACUUUGUUGAUUUAA